Molecule: messenger RNA, 3721 nt
Organism: Cylas formicarius (sweet potato weevil)
Lineage: Eukaryota; Metazoa; Arthropoda; Insecta; Coleoptera; Brentidae
Product: vitamin K-dependent gamma-carboxylase
Exons: 10
Coding region: 321-2345 (674 amino acids)
Biological process (GO): peptidyl-glutamic acid carboxylation
Molecular function (GO): vitamin binding; gamma-glutamyl carboxylase activity
Source: RefSeq, a predicted model, not a curated record
UUGUAGAAGAGUGGAGAGAACCGAAUAAAACGGAUGAUAAAUCUUUUGCGUAUAGUGUAUCGGGGAUACAUCUAUCGAUUGGAUUAAAAUAACUUGUUGCCAUACCGACGAUCCCGAUAGAUAAAAACCUCCACCUCCAAGAUUUCUUGAACAUUGUUUGAUCUGUCUCCUGACACGAAGGGUUUCCAGGUGCGACAACUGCCGGUUCUCAUUAGGAUAAGGGCACUGGACUGUUGGGCCCUUAUUUAACUAUGCAAUAGCGGCAGUAAUGUCAGAAAACGCCACCUGCUGGUAAGAUCCGCGACCUAUUUUGCAACAAAAUGGCCAGAAAAGAAAAGCACAUUGUCGGGACUUUGGUUCGGGAACUUCUAGUUGGUAUGGAGAGCGUUAAGAAAUUGAACUAUGAAGAUAUCGUACGUUUUAUGUACCGCCCUACAGAUCCUUCGAGUUUAGGCGUUAUCAGAUUUCUUUUCGGCUUGUUGAUGGCAAUUGAUAUUGCCGAAGAAAGGGGCGGAGCUGACAUCGAUUUGAGAUGGGGCAAUCCCCAGAUCUGCCAUUUUCCGUUAAUCCCGAUACUGAAACCGAUGCCCUUCGCUUAUAUGUCAUUGGUGUACGCGGUAAUGUGGAUAGGUGCUGUAGGAGUAAUGCUGGGGCUUGCGUUUAGAAUCAGUGUUCUACUGUUUGGUAUUAGCUACUGGUAUCUAUUUUUACUGGACAAGUCGUUCUGGAACAACCACAGCUACCUGUUCGGCGUAGUGACCAUUUUACUAAUGGGUUCGUCUGCCAAUCAUUUUUUUUCGUUGGAUGGUGUAUUGAAUCCAAAAAUUAGGAACAGCCACGUACCGUACUGGAAUUAUUUCAUCCUCAAAUACCAGUUCUUUAUGCUAUAUUUCUUAGCGGGAUUAAAGAAAACAGAUAGCGAAUGGUUAGAAGGUUACUCUAUGACCCAUUUGGGGGAACACUGGGUGUUUUCUCCUUUCAGAAUUGUUUUAUCUACAGAAGAGAUAGAUUAUUUGGUGGUGCAUUGGUUUGGGUUUUUAUUGGAUUUGACGAUAGGGUUUUGGAUGCUGCUCGAAUUCAGCCGACCCGUCGCCAUGUUGUUUUGUUCCAUGUUUCAUUUGAUGAACUCUCGGCUUUUCAAUAUAGGUAUGUUUCCGUACGUGUGUUUGGCAACGAUGCCGUUAUUUUGCAACGAAAAUUGGCCGAGGAGAUUUCUACAUAUUUUUUCGGACGCAAAUUCGCAAGUUUUGCCCAGCAAAGCUUGCAUUUACCACAAGAACGAUCCGGCGAGUAAGAAUCGCCAAUUACAAACCAAUCCGACGUACAGGCACAAAACUGUAGUUGGGAUUUUGUUGGUGCAUUGCGUGCUUCAAAUCUUUCUACCGUAUUCACACUUCGUAACAAAAGGCUACAAUAACUGGACGAACGGUUUGUACGGGUAUUCAUGGGACAUGAUGGUUCAUUCUUGGGAUACGGUGCUGGUGACCGUAAGGGUAGUGGACAACGAGUCGCAAAGGGAACACUUCCUCAACUCGCAUGCUUGGACUUUGAACGAUAGAUGGAACAAACAUGCAGACAUGUCCGUUCAAUACGCGCAUUGUGUCCGGGAUAAUUUAUUACGUACUUCAUCGAGAGUUGUACUAUUAAGAUUCUUUGGAAUUACUAAUUUUAUUCCAGGCGAACGUAGGCCGGGCGAAACAUUUUCUACGAAUAUUUCGGUAUACGUCGACGUAUGGUGUUCAUUAAACAAAAGGUUCCAGCAGAGGAUGUACGAUCCGAAUUUCGAUUUGUUGAAAGCGAAUUGGUCGCCUUUCAAACCGGUCGAAUGGCUGAAGCCGGUACUGUCAGAAAACGACUUCCGGAGGAAAAUGAAAGACAUCAGCGAUCAUGUAUACUCCUGGUCCAACCGGACCGAAGUAUUAUUCGUAGCAGAUUUUCCAGGUCUAUAUCUCGAGAACUACGUCAGCGAAGACCUGUACAACGUCUCGAUCACUCUGCUGGAAGGCAAAGUGGUCUUCGAAUUGGAUUACCCGGAAACGGAACAAUCAGUGGGCAUUGAAUUGUCUCCGGGCAUCGGUUACUCUAUUCCCGAAGGCACGUACCACAAAGUGCACACGAUCGGAGCGACUCCAUCGCGAUAUAUGUACACCUUCGUGAAAACUGACAGCUAUCGCGAAGAGGGCGCCAUCGACGUCAAAUCGAUGUACUCGCCUUUCCCUCUGAUCGAAGAUGUCAAAGGUAGAAAGACGGCCUUUUCUCGAAUGAUAAGGCAUAUCGCAGUGUCUCUGUCGCACAUUCUGUUCGGGACGUCUUUGCCAAAUUUCAACAGUACAGCUGGGAAGUAAAUUUGACAGAUGUUCGGCACGCUUUAAAUACAACUUAAACUGGUAAGCUGUGCUUUAAAGUUAAACGUUAAGCUUUCCGGUUAAUAGUAAAAGUGUUGGUCUUUCCGCGGGGUACUUCACAGUCUGACUUAUUAUGGUUUCGCACCUAGCUAAUAACGUCCCAUUUAAAUGUCAUAACCUGAUUUUUAAGUCCUUUAGUGAUUACUACUAGUCGAUGGUCAAGAGAACACCUCAAGUUGACGUCAUAAAAUGAUUCAUUUGAUUUAAAGAAACGCUUAAAUAUUAAUGUCAAUAUAUGCGAACAACAUUUAUUACAAUUUUUUUUUAAUUUAAUUUUCCCGUUGACUUAUUUGUUUAAUAAAGAUGAAAAAUGUUUUGGUUAGUUUUGACGUUUCGAAAAUUCCACACCUAACCAAUCAAAACUUGUUGUUUUGAAAGAUCACCAUGACAACGAAUGAAUUUUAGAGGAAAUUUUUAAUGCAUUGGUAUGGAAAUUUAUCAACAAAAUUAAUAUUGAUCAGUUAAAAACUACUAAAAGCUACUGGUGUGGAAUUUUCUUACCCAAUAUUCGGACUUUUAUUGGCCUCUAGUGGUAUUACUAGUGAAUAAAAUUAGGAAAAGAAUUUCUGUGUUAAAAAUACAUUUUUUAGAUUGAAAUAUAUUAUUAAAAAUUUAAUGUUGUGUUUAAACCUUAUUGAUAUUAAUGAUAAUUCGGAUACAGCAUGCAAUCAAAAAUUCAUUUUGGAUAUGCAGGAACUUUCUUUUGCUCACUCUAUAAUGAUCAUUUUGAAAAUAGUAGGACGCAAUAAAUAUAUAGGAUAUUUUUUUGUGCUACUAAUUAUUUAAUUAUUCAUUUAUAAAAUAAAUAAAUAAAAAUUACUAUUAUUAAAUAAUUAGUCGCACAAAAACAACACACUAAUGCAUUAAAAAAUCACUAUAUACAGUAUCGCUCAAAAUGUUCUCUGCUAAUUUCCUUAUUUGUAUUUUGUCCGAUAACCUAAAAGUACACUUUGACAUCAGUCAUCUGACCAAUGUCACUGGGGCAAUUUCAAAAAAUUCGACCUGAAAGUGAGACUAAUACAGACAGAAUAUCGAAAAAAAUUGGUAUGCGGGCACUGUAUACUUAUUUACAGUUACUUGUCUGUUAUUUGACUGGAAGCCUUUCGAGAAAAAAAUAAUUUCAAAAAUGAAAAAAUUUAAUUUUUAAUUAAUUAAAAAUAAAAGUAAAUGGACGGUAAACUUGUCCUUUGUCCUGAUAUCGCUGUAAUAGGCAACGUUGAAAGUUGAGUGCUGGAGGGUAGUUUCUCAGAGCUUUGGUGUGAAUUUUGCAGCGCUUUGAUAAAUAAGUUUUUGUAAUUUACGGUAGAUCAUGAAAG